This is a messenger RNA of Myxocyprinus asiaticus (Chinese sucker), 1427 nucleotides long. Its product is annotated as ras-related protein Rab-35-like. Gene Ontology annotation, cellular component: plasma membrane; endosome membrane. Gene Ontology annotation, molecular function: GTPase activity; GTP binding. The transcript has 6 exons. The record is from RefSeq and is a predicted model, not a curated record. Gene Ontology annotation, biological process: endocytic recycling. NCBI's taxonomy places the organism in Eukaryota, Metazoa, Chordata, Actinopteri, Cypriniformes, Catostomidae. The coding region runs from base 257 to 862 and encodes 201 amino acids.
UUCAGUUCUCUGCGGCUACGCAGUGGAUGAUCAUGCGCACCUGUGACGGAGAGCAGCAGCAUCACACCCGCUGUUGAUGUCGAUGAUUUGUGUGACACGCUGAUACCGCAAUAAUAUCACUAAAUAAACCCGGUGAGACGUUAAAGCACAUAUACAGCUGCCUCUCCGCCCGGAGAGGAGGAGGAGGAGGGGGAGGGGUGCAGAAUUUCGUUUCUGGACAGCCUCGGUGUGGCGGAUUCGACCGGAACAGGGGGCCAUGGCGCGGGACUACGAUUACCUCUUCAAGCUGCUCAUCAUCGGGGACAGCGGCGUGGGCAAAAGCAGUUUAUUGCUCAGAUUUGCUGACAACACAUUUUCAGGUAGCUACAUCACCACGAUCGGUGUGGACUUUAAGAUCCGGACUGUGGAAAUAAACGGGGAGAAAGUGAAGCUGCAGAUUUGGGAUACAGCAGGACAAGAGAGAUUCCGUACAAUCACUUCCACGUACUACAGAGGCACGCAUGGUGUUAUAGUGGUGUAUGACGUCACCAGCGCAGAGUCGUUUGUAAACGUCAAACGGUGGCUUCAUGAAAUCAAUCAAAACUGUGAUGACGUUUGUCGAAUAUUAGUGGGUAAUAAGAAUGAUGACCCCGGCUCUAAAGUGGUGGAGACCAACGAUGCACAGAAGUUUGCGGAGCAGAUGGGAAUCCGGCUGUUUGAGACGAGUGCCAAGGAGAACGUCAACGUUGAGGAUAUGUUCAACUGCAUCACUGAGCUCGUACUGAAGGCCCGAAAAGAAUCAGUGGCCAAACAACAACAACAACAGCAGAGUGAAGUCGUCAAACUGAACAAGAGCAGCAAACGCAAGAAAAAAUGCUGCUAAUCCACUGGACUCACGCAGACAUUUAGAGAGCCAAACGACAGUACGCCACUGAACUGACAAGAGCUAGAGAACUAAACACGCUUAAACCAACCCAUGAGAGACGUCUUGUAUCCAUAGAGAUUUACUAAUGCCCGACUGGACUUUGGGAGUCUUAAAAGGACACAGACUCGAAUGUUUUCGCAGGAACGGAUCCAACUUCCUCUCUCUUCAUUUUUCCCCAGAAGACACUUGGAAGACGGCUGCCAUGAGAAUUUAAAAUGGAAAAUGUUUUUUCUUUUUUGUGCACCUUUUCAGAUCACAGACAGGCCAAAUGUGAUUUCGUGUGACCUGUGCAGUGUUAAUGUGGCGUGCCAACUGAAACAGUUCGGGAGCCAAAAAAACAACAACAUACAACUCGAAGUUUGUUGAACUUGACUUGAAAUAAUCCCGUGUUUUCAUGCUCUUGCGACGGAAGUUCUGGCCGCUGUGGACCAAAUGUGCGCUGCUCUAUACAGAGACACUUGUUUUGCCUUUUGCUUUCUCUUUUGUCUUUCGUUUUUGUAAAAUUGUAUUUUUUUUUUUUUUU